This is a messenger RNA of Haliotis rufescens (red abalone), 4221 nucleotides long. Its product is annotated as M-phase inducer phosphatase-like. NCBI's taxonomy places the organism in Eukaryota, Metazoa, Mollusca, Gastropoda, Lepetellida, Haliotidae. Bases 417 to 2213 code for a protein of 598 amino acids. The record is from RefSeq and is a predicted model, not a curated record. Gene Ontology annotation, biological process: positive regulation of G2/M transition of mitotic cell cycle; positive regulation of G2/MI transition of meiotic cell cycle; protein dephosphorylation. Gene Ontology annotation, cellular component: cytoplasm; nucleus. The transcript has 16 exons. Gene Ontology annotation, molecular function: protein tyrosine phosphatase activity.
AAAUUGCUGAGCGUUCAAACUUGCAGGCGGCAGUAGCUUUGCCUGGGCAUAUCCCAGGUGACCUUAUAUUAUUUUCUGGUUUAGUUUGUAGAUAGUUAUAAGGGAACCCAGAGAUGGCUUGGAAUUAAGAUAACACCCUGAAGGAGACGAGAACCGCUCCCAUUCGUUAAUCAGCCACCCUGCAAUAUACCAACAGUGGGCUGCAAUCUGUCUGUGUCCAAGCCAGGGAUUUAGCUGUGACGUCCAUUGUUUUUACAGCCACCCAUCUAAAUUGUUGUUAAUACAAAUCCUACACAGUCGGAAGGGAUCAUCAAGUGGACAAGGUACCUGGAUUUAAAUGCAGUUACCCUAGAGACAUCUUGUGAGAUCGGACAGACUGAUAUUUAGCUCAUGAACAGAAACGGAACUUGUGAACGAUGUGUGACAGAGAACUGAAACAGACAAGACCAAGCCUUGUGAAAUCGGAACGUAUAUCCAGACCUUUUCUACCCUUGAGGACACUAGCAACAACCAACACAAUGAAUAUUGGAAAAGAAACUACCGUCAGUUCACCCAUGAGCACUCUAGCGAUGAAUUUGAGUGAAUUAUCAACUGGAAGGGGCACACCAAAGAGACGAUUGUCACUGUCAAGCAUUGACACCCCAACAGGGUCAACUAAGGUGACACCAGAGCGAAUGUCAUCCACAGAAUCAGGAUGCUUCUUCGAUUCUCCAUCACCCAUUGACUCACCAACGCUUGAAAUGAGCCUGAAUCGGUUUGGCAGUUUACUGAAGACCAACCCAGACAUCCCACCAGAGGCAUACACAAAAAGGAAAACUAUUGCCUUCAGGAGAAUAAACUCACUGCCUCUGCCGACUAUGCGUCUUGACAGCCCAACUGACUUCCAAGAUAAAGAAAACUCCUGUUCACCCAAACCUAUUGAAUGCAUGUUGGACUGUGACCGCCCUGCCUUCGACCCUGAAGACACAUCUUCACAGGAUAGUGGCCUGGGUUUUGACAGAGAAAAGGAUGAACGCUUCCUGUUUGCUGCUCCAGUGGGAGUACCCCCAAGAAAGUUGAAAAUAAUUAAUGAAGACACAUGUUCCCCACAGAAAUAUUCUCCUGUCAAGUCUCCGUCCAAAAAGAGAUCUUUCUCUCAGUCCUUUCAGUCACCAGAGGAAAGGGGUGAACCAUUUGGUAGUCCUGUUCAUCUUAAGUCAUCACCUCUUGCCAGCACUGAUGAUGAUAUCGAUGAUGGGUUCCUUGACGUCUUUGACCAGGAAGUUGCAGAGAUCACCGAGCCAGUUCCCGAUAGUAUGGCUAGUCUAUUCUGUGCCCCUGUCCUCAACAAGGACAGCCACGUACAAGAUGAUGAUACCCCAGUUUCACGGAGAACAAUGUCAAGAAAAUCUCUCCUGCAAAGAUCUCAGUCCUUUGAUGUCCGAUCUCGGCCCUUUUCUCACAAGCGACUUGAACGACCACGAGAUGAAGCAACACCGGUUCAAAACAAAAGGCAUCGACCAGAGUGUAUGGCAGAUUUGCCUUCUUUUUAUGUUGCACCAGUUCAAGAGAAACCCCCAUACAUGAAACUACAUCGCUGUCAUUCAGAAACUGAGGCUCAGAUUAAAUCUGCUCUCAACAGGUUGAACGAUGAGCCUGAUCUCAUUGGGGACUGCUCCAAGCCAUACUGUCUACCCACAAUACCAGGCAAACAUCAAGAUCUCAAGGGAAUAUCUCCAGAAACAAUGAGUCGUGUGCUGAACCAUGAGUUUGACCACAUAGUGAGUGACUUCUGUAUCGUGGACUGUCGGUAUCCAUACGAGUAUCAGGGAGGCCAUAUACAGAAAGCAAAGAACCUGUAUACCAAAGAUUCCAUCCUAGAAGAAUUUAUAAACAAGCCUGCUAUGGUUUCUGAUCCCAACAAGCGACAAAUAGUUAUAUUUCACUGUGAAUUUUCAUCAGAAAGAGGGCCCAACCUAUCUCGGUUCUUACGUAACAGAGAUCGUGAGGUCAACAAGGACGUCUACCCAUUUUUGAACUACCCAGAGUUGUACCUCCUAGAGGGCGGAUACAAGUGUUUCUAUGAACAGCACCAGGAACUAUGUGAACCACAGACAUAUAAGCCCAUGCUUCAUAAAGAUCAUAGUCAUGACCUGCGGCACUUCCGAGCAAAGUCAAAAUCCUGGGCAGGAGAAAAGGGACAUCGAACAGGCCUACGGACACUAAAAUUCUAGUAUCAUUCUUCACAAAUCCAGUAGACUUUAGUGAAAACUAUUUAUUUGCAAAUCUGCAUUGUUUGUUACUUGAUCAUUGUUGACAAACAAGUCUUUCAUUUGUUUGUGAACGAUGACUUAUUAUGUUGGUCAAAUGACGCUGCACUCCAAUGGACUGCAGUCACUGAAAGUGCUCACAGUCUGUUAAUUAAUGUUGUUUUUUGUUUUCUGUAAUUUUAUGUUGUGUGUGUAAAUGUCAUCAAUUUCACAUCAAUUGUGAAAGUAUUAUUUGUACAUAGUGGCAUUCUAUGCCAAAUCUCUGACAUCCAAUGAAAUGUAUACCAUGAUGUCAAAGUACCUAUCUGUCAAUCACUCGUUUUUGCUUUAUCUGUCACUCAGUACAUUUCCAUUUCUAUCUGUCAUGUCUUAUUACUUUCAAUGUUGGCUUGAAAUUACACUCUUUGUGUGUUGGGUAGACCCUUCCCUCUGAACAUAACAAUGAAAAAAAAAUAAUAUAGUUUUGAAACAUGAACCACAUAAGCAACAUAAUGAAGGGCAGUAAAGUUUUUUUAAACUUUAAUUAUUAUAUUUUUUAACUGAGUGCAGAUAUAUCUUUUAUCUGUAUAGCUCAGUUUUAGCUUAUUGUUUUCUAUUUAGCCUCAUGCUGUUUUGUGAUGAACAAUGGGGAAAGACCUUGUUUUGUUCGUGAGAAUUAGAAUAAUCACUUGACUUAAAGUCUAUUUAUUAAAAAAAACCAUUUCAUAUUCUAUGCAUCUGAAAAUGAAAAUGGUUCAUAUGUAUGACCAAUUUUACACCUGAAAUUAUGGAUAUGUCCCUUUUAGAUAAAUGUUGUGAGUCCCAAAACUGCAGAUUCAGGACAUGCAACAUUCAUACACUUAGGACAUAGGAUCUACAAUGUCUCAGUUAGCUCCCUUAGCUGUGCCAGGAUCUGCUGGUUGUGGGAUCAGAUUUGACCUGACUUUGAGUCUUGAUCUGUCAGCACAUACCCAUUGUUUUGGUUUCAUGUCCUUGUGAUAAACAUCUAUGACCUAUGUCACUUGUAGCUUCCCUCCCACAUUCAACAUGAAAAACCUCAAAACCAUUCAAAGAAGCUUUAACACUCGUUCACACUCAUAGUUAUUGAAUCUAUGCAACAGAUUGAGUAUGAGAAGAAACAUGUUAGUUUUCACAUUCAAAGAAUUAAUGGUCAUUAAUUCUUAAUUUUUAAAAUUGUGAUAUGAAAUACCAGAGGGAAUAUUUCAAGCGUGUAGCAAGAAUACAUGUAUUAGUAAAUCAACAAUUUCAAGCCAAACAUUCCUGUUUUUUUCUAUUUCCUCUGUGUACAUGUGUGGAUGUAUGUAUAUAUGAAUGGAAGUAUUUAAUAUUGAUACUGUUGUGAAUGGUGCUAUUUGUAGGGUAUGAAAGCUUCAUUAUUCUUUCGUGUUGUCCCAUGACCAACUCUCAUGUAAUUAUGUUGAUUUUUAAAACCUUUAAGAAUACAAAAUGGUAAUACCUGUGACAUCAAGUGAAUAUCCCAAUGCAAGAUACUACCAGAUUUUUAGGACGUUUUUUAUGGAUUUUGUGGAGACUGUAUCAGUCAACUGUAGAAGAUCAAUUUCUCAUGUUUGAUGUUUUAUUUAUAGUAUCCAGUGUAGUUUUUCGUGUAGGCGUUCAUGGUAGGUGUUGAUUUUUUUAUAUUUAUUGUUCGCGUACAUAUGUCGUGUGAUAGUGUUUUAUGAAUCAAGUUGACAAAUGAUUAUGAUGUUUGGCUCCACAACAAACUGACGACAAUAAGAUGGGUUUUUUAAGCGUGUACUCACAGUUUUAUGAUAGAGACCAUUAGCUUAUGCCUGUACAUGAAGCUUCUGAUUGGCUUUUAUUCAUUCUUUUCAUUUUUUAUCCUUGACCAGUGAAUGUAUUUCUUGGUCACACAUAGCAUAAACCACUUGUUAUUGAGCAUAAAAUAAAACAAAACUAAGAGAGUAUGUACAUGGUGGAAAUUGCGGCAAUAAAAAUAAUUUUCAUUCUA